Molecule: messenger RNA, 714 nt
Organism: Ilyonectria robusta
Lineage: Eukaryota; Fungi; Ascomycota; Sordariomycetes; Hypocreales; Nectriaceae
Exons: 2
Coding region: 1-714 (237 amino acids)
Source: RefSeq, a predicted model, not a curated record
AUGACUCUUGCUUUCUUCGUCGUAUAUCCAAUCAUCCUCGUCUUGUCGUCCUUGAUAGUUCUCUGCGAACUGAUAGAGCGACCGUUGCUCAAAACAAGAAUUGAAAAAUGGCAGAUCAUCCUUUACGUGGUCUUCUUUCUACCGUUUGUUGCCAUUGGCAUGGCGUGCGGCGUGGUUGGCAUGGGAUUGUCAGACCAUUUCCGAACGGAACACGGGAUCAUCGGACUGGUCACUGCGGUUCUCUCGACGUUCGCAAUCGGUCUGUACUUUAUCGAGAGGCGUUUCCGGUCGUGGCGCUACAUGGAUAGGCGAUGGUACCGGAUACGGAAGAUCAUUAGAUACUUUGACAUAUUUCUCUGCCAGGCCGUGCUCCUUAUAUCGGGGUUUGCUUUGCCCGAUGGUAUUGAUGACUUUGGAGUCAUGACCCUUUGUGGAACGAGCAUCAUAUCCACCUCGUUGUCAUUCUCGGUAGGGAUGAUGGUAGGGUUUAUAUGGAACAGCGCCAUGGCGGCCAUGACUCUUCAAUGGUGGCUUGUUAACAGGGCCAAGCUGGAUAAGCGCCAAAGCAGGUUACGUCUGUGGACGUCACGCGUCUUUCGGCGGAAUACGGCCAACUCUGAGGAGCAGCUGAGUUCGGGCGUCUUUGAUGGACAGCUGACUUCGGACACCUGUGAUGGACGCAGGAACUCGGACAGUUACAGUACCCAGCAGUAG